Messenger RNA from Prosopis cineraria, 1462 nucleotides. Its product is annotated as flavanone 3-dioxygenase 3-like. NCBI's taxonomy places the organism in Eukaryota, Viridiplantae, Streptophyta, Magnoliopsida, Fabales, Fabaceae. The record is from RefSeq and is a predicted model, not a curated record.
GAGAAUAUUGAGGGAGCAGAUCAUGCUUCGUCUUUUACUUGUGUUAUGGCUCUUGAUCAGCAAGGAGUAUCUUCCAUACCAGAACGCUACGUUCUUCCAACCUCACAGCGACCAAACCCUAAUGUUCAGAUCUCCACCACCAUGCCCAUUAUAGACUUGUCUUCUUUACAUGAUCAGUCUCUUAGGUCUCAGACCAUCCACAAUAUUCGUGCUGUCUCUGAAGAACUUGGUGUCUAUAUGGUUAUUAAUCAUGGGAUUGAUCAAUCUGUGAUGGACGAUGCCCUGGAAGCUGCAAGAGAGUUCUUCGACAUGCCCAGUGAAGAAAAGAUGAAGUUAUAUUCUGAUGAUGACAAACCUGUGAGGUAUGGUACAAGCUUUAACCAUGCUAAGGACGAAGUUUACUGCUGGAGAGACUUCAUCAAACACUACUCACAUCCUCUCCCUGAUUGGAUCCGUUGGUGGCCUUCUAAUCCAUGAAGUUACAGGGAGAAAAUGGGAAACUACGCAAAAGCAGCACAAGUACUACAAAACCAACUUGCUGAAACUGUUUUUGAAAGCCUAGGCCUAAACCCUAAUUACUUAGAAGAAGAAAUCAAACAAGGCUCUCAAGUCCUAGCUGUAAACUGCUACCUAGCUUGCCCAGAACCUGGACUUACCUUAGGGAUCCUGCCUCAUUCGGAUUUUGGGUUGCUCACGAUCCUGCUCCAAACCCGGCCCGGGCUCGAAAUCAAGGACAGUGACAACAAUUGGAUUAGGGUUCCAUUUAUUGAAGGAGCUUUGGUGGUACAACUGGGAGAUCAAAUGGAAAUACUAAGCAAUGGACUGUACAAGAGUGUGAUUCACAGAGCAACAGUGAAUUGUGAAGAGAAGAGACUGUCCAUAGCAAGUCUUCACAGCUUUGGAAUGAACACAAAGGUCGGUCCAGCCCCAAAACUUGUGAAUGAUCAGAGACCAAAGUCCUACAAUGAGUUCAGCUUCAGGGAAUAUCUUAACUUCAUAUCCUCUAAUGACAUUUCAAAGGGAAGGUUCAUUGACACUCUCAAAGUAAAUCCUUAUUAGAAGAAAAAACAAUCUCAGGUACAAGGCUUAAAAGUUUCAUCAAAGAUGUGUCAACGAGUUUCACUAUCUGCAUUAAUGCACACUUCAACGGAUCGAUGUGUUAUUGUUAUAUUGUUAUAUGUGGUCUAGUUUUUAUAAGUUUUUCUAAGUUAAAUAAAUGUCUAACUGUAUAAAAGGACAUAUUAAUUAGUGUCAAAUGUUGUGUGGGUCGUCAUGACUCAAAGAUGAGUGUUUCUUUCGUCUGAGUCAAAAAAAAAAAAAAAUCAAGAAGAAGAACGAAGAAAGUGUGCUGUUCGUCUGAGUGUGUCUUGUGUUGUAGUCAAGCUCUUGUGGCUUUGGAGGUCAGUACUAAACUACAUAUAAAUGUAAGUUGGAAGUCAAAAAAACUCGUGUUAUUUAUUUA